ACUCAUUGAUUUGUGAUUUUGGUGACGCUGUUGGGAAUUUUCAAGACCCAGUUUCGAAGAUCGUGUUUCACGCGCACAACUGACGGACAGGAAGACCCUACUUUAACUUUUCACCGUAAUUGUUGUGACCGACUUUUCAUGUGAGGGAUUUUUUUGUUUAUUUUGUUUUGUUUUUCCAUGUGUUUGUGGAUAUCCACGUAUGAGGGGGGUGCGUGCGUUUUCUGAAGCUUCCUUCGAAUCCCUUCCCUUUGUUUUGUUUUGUGGGUGUUGCGGCUCCGCCGAAUAGACAGCUCUUGCUCUCCGAGUGCCUGGCCGGUGGUGAUCGUUUCUGGUUCUCCAAGAAUUCCCUGCUGUGAAAAAAGUUUGUUUAAGUUUAAACGGUACUAUGUGCUACGAUCUUUGCGAUCUCAGGGAGCAAGGGAGCAUCCAAGGAAUUACGACAGGCCGAGAGCUUGAAAUUAGUCGUUGUGAAGGCACGAUUUUGGCUUCUGAAUUUGCUGAGUCUUCUUCUUCAAAAGGAAAUGGUGUGUGGUCCUACAUGUUAUCUUUAAACUUAAGCAUCCUGACCGGCAUUAGUUGUGGGCAGUGCUGAUCGAUGACAAAAGUGUUUUACUAUGUAUGGAGGAUUGAUACAAUAAUUGGGCUAAACGUGGCCUCAGUUAGAACAGAAGGCUCAUCAACGAGUAUAUAGUAUGCUUGAUUGGUCUUGGCUGAUAAAGCUUUCACUCCUCUGCGUGCGCUGUAUGUAUGGGUGUGGAAAUUGCUUUGGACGAUUUACUAAGUCUCAGAAACUAGACUUAGGGUCAACCAAGGAUUCUUUGGGGGCAGACAAAGGUGAAACAGUGCCUCUUAAUAAUUCAUUUGAAACCUCGAGUUCCAAUGAGAUGGAAAACAACGGCAUCAGUGCUCACCACUUGAGACCUUCUAGUUCAAUUUCUGCCAACCACCAUAUUUCAGAGACACGAGCAUCUGCUGAAAAUGACGCGAAUAGUCCUUUCGUAAAUCAUGCGUUGAAAAUGUGGACAGAAAGAAGACGGGAGUGGUUGAGAAAUCGAGAGAGACCUCGACCUGCCCAACACAGAGAACCAGUAAUAAGCUGGAGUACCACAUACGAGGACUUGCUUGGCACAAGUAGACCAUUUUCACAACCAAUUCCUCUACCUGUGAGUGUCAAGAUGAAGAGUCUCAUAUUUGUGAAGUCAGGGCAUCCGAUCUUGAAUCUUGUGUCCGUCAUGUGAACUGCGAAACCUUGUUUUCUUGACGCAGGCCUUGUUGCGAGAAUAGUAUGGUGAUGCUAAUCUGCUGCAAUGUUGAUGGAUUUAUUUAUUUUUGUAUGAUUCAUCAACUCCAGUACUGGACUAAAUUUGUAGGAGAUGGUGGAUUUUCUUGUCGAUGUAUGGGAGCAAGAAGGCCUCUACGAGUAGACUACAGAUGCUGGUGAUGAAGAUUUCUUAUACGGUUUCAGUACUAUUGCAACCAUCACUUUAUCUUCCCUUGUCAAUUAUCUGCAGCGAUGGUUAUACAUGUUAUGUAGCUGAACAUUCAUUUUUGGUUGAUACUGUUCUUUUCAAUUUUAAAUUCAUGCCACUUUCGGGAACUAUCGGGCACUCUUAUUUGGUAUUGUCA
Molecule: messenger RNA, 1626 nt
Organism: Physcomitrium patens
Lineage: Eukaryota; Viridiplantae; Streptophyta; Bryopsida; Funariales; Funariaceae
Source: RefSeq, a predicted model, not a curated record